Molecule: messenger RNA, 1192 nt
Organism: Brassica oleracea var. oleracea
Lineage: Eukaryota; Viridiplantae; Streptophyta; Magnoliopsida; Brassicales; Brassicaceae
Product: probable dolichyl-diphosphooligosaccharide--protein glycosyltransferase subunit 3B
Exons: 3
Coding region: 68-1090 (340 amino acids)
Biological process (GO): nucleocytoplasmic transport
Cellular component (GO): oligosaccharyltransferase complex; nuclear pore central transport channel
Source: RefSeq, a predicted model, not a curated record
CCAAACUCCAUCUCCCUCGGAUCUAUUUUCAUUUCCCUUUUCCCGAAUCCAAUCAAAGAGAACGAAAAUGGCAGACCACACAACUCUCCCACAUCGCUUCUUCCUCUCAAUAUCACUACUAUCGAUCCUCGCGGGUUCGCAACCAGAUCUCACCAAAGAACUCGUUUCCCUCCGAUCAUCCUCCGAAUCCGGCGUGAUCCGCCUCAACGACGACACCGUUUCGAAGUUCAUAACCUCCGUAGCCACACCACGACCUUACUCCCUCAUCAUCUUCUUCAACUCGGCUGAUCUCAACAGCAAUCCCCUCCAAGAGUUCCGCAGCGAAUUCGGAUUAGUCUCCGCCUCUUUCAUCGCCAACAACAACAAUAGAUCCGACGUAACCAACAAGCUGUUCUUCUGCGAGAUCGAUGAAUCAUCGGACUCCGAGGCUUUCGGCCUUUUCGGCAUCCAAUUCCUCCCCCAAAUCUGCCUCGUCGAUCCUUUGAUGGAGAAUCCACUACAAGACAAAACAGGCAGGAUGGAGGAAGAAGAUGUGGAUGGAACCGCGGAGUCUGUGUUGGAGUUCAUCGAGAGCCGAACGAAUCUCACCGUUGGUUCACUCCGCCGCCCGCCGCUCCUUUCCAAGACGCAGAUCAGCGUAAUCGCAGCCCUGAUCGCUAUCUCGGCUCCGUUUCUUAUCAAGAAGGUUCUAAAUGGAGAAACGAUUUUCAACAACAAUAGAGUCUGGCUAUACGGCGUCGUUUUGGUGUACUUCUUCAGCGUAUCCGGGACGAUGCAUAACAUCAUCAAAGGAGUGCCUAUGUUCGUCAGAGAUCACCAGGAUUCGAACAAGCUCGUUUUCUUCUACGAAGGAGCGAAUUUUCAGCUCGGGGCGGAGGGGUUCUCUGUUGGGCUCUUGUACAAUGUGGUUGGGCUGCUCUUGGCAUAUGUCACUAACGCGCUUGUGCGCGUUAGGAAUGUCAGUGAGCAAAGGGUGGUUAUGAUGUUGGCUAUGGUCGUCUCGUUGUUGGCUGUGAAGAAGGUUGUUUACUUGAAUAAUUGGAAGACUGGGUAUCAGAUUCAAACGUACUGGCCAUCGAGUUGGCAUUGAUGGAUCUUUUACCUUAAGAGACAAAUAAAGGAAGAAGUGAAGAAGAAGUUGCAAGGGCAUUUGUGAAUCACUAUUACCAUCUCUUUGACAAUGAUCGAUUUU